Molecule: messenger RNA, 1618 nt
Organism: Impatiens glandulifera
Lineage: Eukaryota; Viridiplantae; Streptophyta; Magnoliopsida; Ericales; Balsaminaceae
Product: (R)-mandelonitrile lyase-like
Exons: 2
Coding region: 1-1575 (524 amino acids)
Molecular function (GO): oxidoreductase activity, acting on CH-OH group of donors; flavin adenine dinucleotide binding
Source: RefSeq, a predicted model, not a curated record
AUGGCGACACUCACUUUCCUUUCCAUUCUUGCUUUCCUCAUCUUAUCAUCAUCAUCAUCAUCCUCUUCCAUUUCACAAUCAGAAGAACAGCAGACUCCUUCAUAUCUUCAGUUCGUCCUCAACGCAACCCAAUUCCCCGCCAAAGAAUCCUACGAUUACAUCAUCGUCGGCGGCGGCACCGCCGGCUGUCCUCUCGCCGCCACAUUAUCCAAAUGUUUCAAUGUUCUUUUACUAGAAAGAGGUGGAAUUCCUUACGGCAGACCAGAUUUAAUGAAUCAAGAAGGGUUCUUGACAAGUCUAAUCGACGUAGAUUCCCUUUCUUCCCCAACCGAAGCUUUCAUUUCAGAAGACGGCGUUCCAAACGCCCGUGGUCGUGUUCUUGGCGGCAGCAGCGCAAUCAAUGCAGGUUUCUACAGUCGGGCCGAUCAAGAAUUCUAUAAAAAAUCAGGUAUCAAAUGGAAUUAUAGAUUAGUUAAUCAAUCCUAUAAAUGGGUUGAAAAGGAAAUCGUUUUCAAACCACAACUCAAAAACUGGCAAUCUGCAAUUAGAGAUGCUUUAAUAGAAUCCGGCGUUCGUCCAUAUAAUGGGUUUUCAUUAAAUCACAUUCCGGGAACUAAAAUCGGCGGUUCAACCUUCGACGGCGCCGGUAACCGCCGCAGCGCGGCCGAUCUCCUCUCAUACUCAAAUGGGUCUAACAUAAAAGUCGCCAUACAUGCAUAUGUUGAAAGAAUUUUACUCACCGGAGAUUCUUCAUCUUCUCCGACGGCAGCGAUCGGAGUUAUUUACAGAGACGAAAUCGGCGGUUAUCACCGCGCCAUGGUUACCGGUAAAGGUGAAGUUAUCCUCGCCGCCGGCGCUCUGGGUAGUCCACAAUUACUUCUCUUAAGUGGAAUCGGACCACGGCCGUACUUAUCAUCGAUGGGUAUUCCGGUGACCGUACAUUCACCUUCCGUCGGACAAUACUUAUACGAUAACCCAAGAAAUGGAAUUUCAUUCGUGCCCCCAUUUCCAUUAGAACAUUCAUUGAUCCAGGUCGUCGGAAUUACAGAUUCCGGCGCGUAUAUUGAAGCGGCUUCAAACAUAAUCCCAUUUUCUACGGUACCCAUGUAUUUCACAGUGGCAACUUUAAUGGAGAAGAUCAUUGGCCCAAACUCAGUUGGGUCUUUAAGAUUAGCUUCGACAGAUGUUAGAACAAACCCAUUAGUUAGAUUCAAUUACUUGAGUCAUCCGAUUGAUUUGGCAAGAUGUAUAAAUGGAACAAGGAAGAUUGGUGAGGUUCUUAAGAGUAGUGCAAUGGAGGGUUUUAAGUUUGAUGAGGUUUAUGGUCGGAGAGAUUUCCGUUAUGUGGGUCCUUCAUUGCCGGAGAAUUUGACGAGUGAUCGGGAAAUGGGACAGUUUUGUCGGAGGACGGUUGGUACGAUUUGGCAUUAUCAUGGUGGAUGUGUUGUGAAGAAAGUGGUUGAUAGGAAUUUGAAGGUUAUUCAAGUUCAAUCUUUAAGAGUCGUGGAUGGUUCUGUUUUUUCAGUUUCUCCGGGAACUAAUCCUCAGGCUACUUUGAUGAUGAUGGGCAGGUAAAUUACUAUUUUACCCUUUCAAAUUUUUUUUCUAAAAAAGUUGA